Ornithorhynchus anatinus (platypus) is the source of this 1176-nucleotide messenger RNA. Its product is annotated as amine sulfotransferase-like. NCBI's taxonomy places the organism in Eukaryota, Metazoa, Chordata, Mammalia, Monotremata, Ornithorhynchidae. The transcript has 7 exons. The record is from RefSeq and is a predicted model, not a curated record. Gene Ontology annotation, biological process: sulfation. Gene Ontology annotation, cellular component: cytoplasm. The coding region runs from base 205 to 1101 and encodes 298 amino acids. Gene Ontology annotation, molecular function: sulfotransferase activity.
UAUCACACUAAUCAAUGUAGGAGGGCAGAAAUAUAAAGGGCCAAACUAGUUUCCACAGUCCUCUUGGGAAGAAAUAAGGGACUCUGGCAUCUGCUGUACUCGCUGCUUUGAGAAUUAUAUCUGUCUUUCAUAUUGCAGGUGAACGAGCCCAAAUAGAAGUCGGGUUGGCAAGCAGUAAAGGCAGCACAAAAAGAGCACUACAUCAUGGCCGAAGAACAGGCUGCAGCCCAGAGUGAGCAAUAUUUGCUGAGGUUUAAAGACUUUAACUUCAUAGGUUCACUGGUUAAACCAGAGUUUAUAGAAAGCAUGGAGGACUUCAAAAUCAAAGCCAGUGGUAUCUUUAUAGUCACCUAUCCGAAAUCAGGAACAGUUUGGACUCAGCAAGUAGUGAAUUUAAUUUUAUAUGAUAAGCAUCGGGAUGGAACAGAAAAUAUGGAGAACGCAAACAGAGCUCCAUGGUUUGAGUACAACACCCGCAAUAUUGAUUUUAACCUCCGGCCAAGCCCUCGUAUCUUUAGCACACACCUGCCAUACUAUCUGGUGCCCAAGGGUUUGCAGAGCCAAAAAGCCAAAAUUAUAUAUGUGUACCGAAACCCUAAGGAUGUCAUGAUCUCAUUUUAUCAUUUCUCAAAAUUCCUUACAAAACUAAAGACAUCAAACACAAUGGAGGAUUUCAUGGAGAAAUUUUUAGCAGGAGAAGUGUUUUCCAGUGUGUGGUUUGACCAUAUCAAGGGCUGGUACACUCACAAGAACAACUUCAAUAUUCUCUUUGUGUCCUUUGAGGAGAUGAAGAAGGACCUCAGAAAUGCUGUUCUGAAGAUCAGCAAAUUCCUGGGAAAGGAGCUGAGUGAUGAAGAUAUGGAGUCUGUGGUGAAACAAGCAACUUUUCAGAACAUGAAAAAAGAUCCCAGAGCUAAUUAUGAAAAUAUAAGUAUAGACUUUGGAAGUUCAGAGGCACCAGUUUUUCUUCGUAAAGGCACCAUUGGGGACUGGAAAAAUUACUUGACGGUGUCUCAAAGUGAAAAGUUGGACAAGACUUUUCAGGAGCAGAUGGAAGGUGUACCUUUAAAGUUCAUCUGGGAUAUGAAUGAAGACUUUUAGAUGCCAUGCUGCAGAAAAUCAAUCAUCUGAAAUUGAAUUAAAUAGAUGUGUUCCAGCACAGUAUUAUAGACCUCA